Nerophis ophidion (straightnose pipefish) is the source of this 3485-nucleotide messenger RNA. RefSeq names its product protein FAM163A-like. NCBI's taxonomy places the organism in Eukaryota, Metazoa, Chordata, Actinopteri, Syngnathiformes, Syngnathidae. The record is from RefSeq and is a predicted model, not a curated record. The coding region runs from base 367 to 858 and encodes 163 amino acids. The transcript has 5 exons.
AGUGUGCGUAAAAAGCGAAUCCUCGUCUCCUCCUCUUGGUUCUGUCCUCUCUUCAGUGCGCCGUGGCCAUGUUUGAUUCUUUAUUUCCUGCCAGCACUUUCGCGCCCUGACCUUUAGUUCGCUUUUCGGAGCAGAUUAUAUUUGUUUGGCUUGUCUGCAACCUGACUGAGAUCCGCGCGUCAUGUAACCAACUCAGACGGAGUUGUUUCGCACCUCUAUUGAUCAUGUGCUUGUCUUUACUGGGCCAAGAGGCUGAUUCUGGCAAGUGGGUCUUUUGCAUUUACUACAUUGUUUUCCCCAAAGAGACUUCCAGAAGAAUCAGGUGUUAAGCCGCUUUGCUAAAAAGUUUGAUGGAGAGCUGGUCGGAUGACAGCUGGAACUGUUGUUAUUACUGGAGGAAUACUGGCCACAGUGAUACUUCUGUGUAUCAUAGCUGUGCUCUGUUACUGUCGACUCCAGUACUACUGCUGUAAGAAGAAUGGGUCUGACAGUAGCUCCAACUCCCUGCACCACUUUGAAUGCAACGCAUGCGGCGUCUCUGGCCUGGACGGCCCCAUCGACACCCCGCUGUCGCUUUCCCCGCCAGAUCCGCCUGCCACCUCCAAAGCCGGGAAAGCGGCGGCGGGGCGUAGCCGCUACUGCCCCACCUGCUCCCCCUACGGCUCCCCCUUUUUCCUCCGCACCAGCGAUGAGAUGCGGAAUGGUGGCGAGCGCAUUACCUACAUGCCCACGCACUACGAGAACCAGGCUCUGGUCAUGCCGCUGCCAACAGGCCGAGGCUCCCUGCUGAGAGAGGCCCGGCGGAGCAGAACACCUGAUUUCUACUCUAACACUGGAGCCAUCAGCACACAGGUGUGACACUGCAGCUGACAAGCCCAAGCAGUUUUAGCAUCCAAUUACUAUGCGUGAGUUGGAAUUCUCAAAUGUGUUUGAUGUUUUUGUCAAAUUGUACACGUAAAAUACACAAUAUAUCGACUGUUAUUUACAGACUGAGGGCUAUUUUACCUAAAUCCCGGUUUACAUACUGUCUGCCAAAUACUGUACAUGUUGAAGGAGGCGUUAAAGAAUGAAGGGAUGCAAUUAUACAGGCCCUGUGAUUGGCUGGCAACCGGUCCAGGGUGUACCCAGCCUUUGGAUGCUGGGAUGCAGUCAGGUCUAAGAUUUUGUCAUCUGACCUAUUCUGGGUGUUUUCAAUGCAUGCGUUUGUCGUCCCCCCCCAACCCCGCCCCCUUUUUCUGUCAUUAUGAUCUGUCUCUAUGCAAUAUGUUUGACUGCUGAUUUUAGACUUCUUUCAGCAGAUAUGAUCUGAUAAGCUUAUGGGUAAAACACCAAUUUAAAAGCAUAACACCCUGGAAAAAGAAUGGUUCAAUAAACCGAUAAAAACGCCAAUAUGUGAUAUUUAUACCUACUGCAAAAAAAAAAAAAUAGUUUACAGAAUGUAGCGGAAUCUGAUACUAAAAAGUAGUGAAAUGAUCUGUCCAUGCAGCUAGUUAUUUUACUUGGCAAGGCAUCCUAAAUUAAGAUUUGUAUAUCUAGAAAUUAGCAAGACGUUUAAAAAGUGAAACUGCACUUUUUAUUUUUAUUUUGCCUAUAUAUAUCACAAUCAUUAUGAAAGACUUGACGACGAAUGGAUAUUUUAAAAUGUAUUUACAUUUUUGAAUACACGUAAACUAUAGUUUGCUUACAGUGGAGCCAACGGGAGCUCCACUAUUCCGCCCAUAAAAUCUAAUAACUGUCAGAAAAGGUCCAACACUACUCCCAUUUACAUUUGGUUUUGAAUAUUACCACUUACCUACUCAUAUAAUGUAGAAUAUUACCUACUCAGUGGCCCAGUGGUUAGAGGUUGUGAGUUCAAACCCCGGCCGAGUCAUACCAAAGACUAUAAAAAUGGGACCCAUUACCUCCCUACUUGGCACUCAGCAUCAAGGGUUGGAAUUGGAGAUUAAAUCACCCAAAAUGAUUCCCGGGCGUGGCACCGCUGCUGCUCACUGCUCCCUUCACCUCCCAGGGGGUGAACAAGGGGAUGGGUCAAAUGCAGACAACACAUUUCUCCACACCUAGUGUGUGUGUGAGACAAUCAUUGCUAAUUUAACUUUAAUCAACAGUGAUAUUGUUAUUAUAAGCACUAACACUGACUAACUAUUUAUGGCAAUGCAGUAAUCACAAGCUUGUGUACAAUUUCGACAUGAUUGACUGCCGAGAUGUUUCCUUGCUUCCUGUAAGUUUAUUCUAGAUCAUGCUUGGAUUCACUGACCCCCUUUUUUUUGUGAGGAUUAUGGGUCAUUCUUCGUCUAAAUGGCAAUAUAUGAACAUCCCGGCAGUCGGCAUCCUAAUGACUGCAGACCUCGUACAGUAAGUGAUGUUUUAUUAUGUUUGUUGGCUCUCAUAAUGUCUGUAGUUAGUAAUAAUCAGUGAUGCUGUUAAAAAUAAGCGAACGUUGUGAUGCGUUUUUUAAAUUAAGUCAUAUGCUUAAAAUAAUCCAAAUAUGUAAAUAUCAAGCCUCCAUUAUUAACAGACUUUUGAUCGUAUUUGCUUAAUAUUUAGAAUGCACAAUAAAACAAUACAUUCAUUGUCAUGUCUUUCAUAAUGAUUGUGAACGAUAGGCAAAAUUCCCAAGAAAGUGCAGCUAGAGAUACGUAUUUAAUUUUGAAAACCAGCAUUAUUCAAUCUGCAAUUAAAUUAAGCAUCCUGGGGAUGUUGCAGAAUCUUUAAAGAAGAUUGUCUAUGUAUAGAAAACCAAAAUAUCUUAUUUGAAUAGUGUUAUUUUCUCAAUUUUAACAUUUUUAAACUUGAAUAGACAAAAUCUACUGUAUUUUCCGGGCUAUAGAGCACACCGGUAUUUAAAGGUGCCAUAUGUAAUAAUGUGGCCAAAAAUCAUACUGCAGUCACGGUCAAAAUUCUGUAGUCUCCUUCCUCUCUCCAUGACUGAGGUUGCCAGAUACACAGUUGAAUUCGAAUCCUCCUCCAAGGAACUUCAAAUGGCAAACGACAAGUCCUAGGCUGUAGGUUUCUCUUGUUUAUGCUUCUUGCAAGAUGGUUUACUAAGUAAUUAUGCCACUUUUUACUGAUGUCAACCAGCCAAAUGUAUUUGUAAAGUAAAGCAGCAAUAUUUUCAUCGAGAGUCGGGACAAAUUGUUGGCAUUACCCUGCUAAAAUGUCGAGUUCGACCACACGGACCACCAUCGAAAUAAUUAUACAUAAUAAUAUCAUCGGCGGUCACUCGAACAAGUAUGACGAUCCUCCUGGUAGGGGUGUAUCCUUUUAUGGAGGAUGCCUGUGUGUGACUUUGUUUAACGUGAGGAAAGUGGUGCUCAGAUAGUCACCACACAAUCCUUGACAGAAUCGAGUCAGGGUCCAGUGGCAUGGAUUCCAAGACGGUGUACCCCGCCUUCCGCCCGAUUGUAGCUGAGAUAGGCACCAGCGCCCCCCGCGACCCUAAAGGGAAUAAGUGGUAUUAAAUGGAUGGAUGGAUGGAUGGAUGAAAA